UUUUAUGUGUUGAUUUUUCAGGUCGUGAACUUUGUGUAGUGUUUCAUUAAUAAAAUUGCCUCUAAGCAAGAUUUCGGUCCGAUACUCAAGUCAGUUAAGUCUUUUAAUUUGAGCAAAACAAGCAAGUAAAGGAGGAAAUGAAGGUGUUGCCUCGUGAAUGGCCAGUUUGUCCUGCUUGCUCUUGGAUUAGAUACUUGCUUGCACUGUUCCUUGUGAAUGUCAUGACCUGACUGCCUCCCAGUGGUGCUCUAAAACACUUCAUAAUCACUAGGUGGCAUAGGUUGCAAGCUUGCAGUCAGUCCUCUGAGGUAGAGUAUAUAGUAAACAGAGUAGGCCACAGAGAGCACGGGGUGCUGGCAUUCUGCGCCCUUUCUCUCUCUUUGGUUUAAGCGAUGUCACAGGAGGCAGUGGAAUUAAGCAGGUUUUAUUUUGGCUAAUCCCUUGGGGCAAUGGUAGGGGCUAGUAAAAUGGCCUCGCCGAAGGAAAGGAUAAACCCCACUGGAUUAGCAUGACCCCACCUCCGGGCCCUUCAUUCUCCCUCGUGGAGGUUCCUCACAACAUACAUCCGACAACCGUAUGAGGCUGUCCCUACUAUGUAGAGUUUUAUGGAAUAGAGGCCUCAUAAGGUGCGUGUUUUUGUGUGUGUGUGUGUGUGUGUGUGUGUGUGUGUGUGUGUGUGUGUGUGUAUGGGGCUGUGUUCUUGCGUCUGUGUUUUGUCUUGUCACAUUUUGCCACCCUCCCCUCCCUUUGCAUGCUUAUGUUUCCAGGGCUGAAUAAUUUAGGGACUGCCUGCCAAUAUGUGGCCACAUGAUAGCGCUGCCUGAGGGGAGGGUAAAAAAAAAUGCCUGCUGGAGAUCAGGUGAAAUGAUCCCUUAUGCUUCACCCCCUUUUUUCUCCACCUGCUUCUUUGAAGCGAAACAUGAGAGGUGAAAUAGAAUCCCUGCUAUUUUUUUUCUUUCCACACCUCACACCCUCUUUUGUUUUCUGUCCGGUCCCUGAGCUGCAUAGUGCUGUUGUAGUCGUCCUCUUGGCAGGAUCGGGUCGGGAUGGAUUGAGGGGUGGUGGGACGAGGGUACCUGUCCACACUACUCUGUCACCAUUGCGGGGCGAAGGAACUCUGUCUCCUUUGGGAGCGACGGUGAACUUUGGUUCGAUCCUCUCCUGCCUCCGUGCUCCCUACUGAAUCCUGAAACAGAGCAGCAACAGGUAUCCUUCGCCUUCCCGGACGAAUUCUACAGCGACUGUGUCCCUGAGAGUUAUGGCGAUCUUUCCCUGAGGGUAAGUCCUGAACCAGACUUGAGCGACCACUAUCUUGGGCAAGCCAUGGCUGUUAGGGGCACCGUUCCACCUCCUGAUUACUACCCUUUUGACACUGCCUUAUCUGCCCAGCCACCUGAAGAUCUGCAGGGCUUUUAUAGAGGGAGCCAGCACCUUCUUAACAGAUCAGGCUCGCAUUAUGGGCUGUCUGCAGGAGGGGUCAGAUCCACCUGGGAUCAAGGGCAAGCUAGAGCUCCAGCUCCUGCACCUACACCUGCCCCUGCUCCACCGCCCCCACCUCCUCCACCUCCUCCUCCUCCCCCUCCACCUCUCCCUCCCACGGCUCAUGAGAUGAGCCGUUUGUAUAGGGAUUCACUAGCGGUCAAGAUGAUCCCAGACGGUCAGCGUAUUCGCAGUAGGGCUGCCUCUCCUUCCUGUUUCGGAAACGAGCCCGCUGUUGCAAGGUUUGCAGCUGAUCAGGCCUCUUUAGCAGGCCUUUCUGUUUACAGCGACGUCAACGGCCUGCCCUUGGACCCCUGCCAGCCUCUUUCCACCUGCAUAGUGGUGGAUCCUACGGCUCCUGCUGUGGACGGAAGCGUACCCCGAGGUAUGUCUGUCUACGGUACCAUUCCCACUCCAAGAAUGCCCUAUGAUCCUGCCUAUGAUGCUAGUGCAGCUAUGGUGCCAGCCACACCAGCUCCAAUCACAGCUGGAAUCCCGGCCCACCAGCCCUCGGCAGCUGUUACUGUGGAUCCGAAGAGGACCGUGGACCCGGCUUACCUGUCUCUCCUUCGUACGGAGGGUCUUUCCGAGAGCACCAUAACCCUGUUGCUGCAGCAAGGUUUUGACUCCACCGGUAUGCUGGCCAUGAUGGAGGACCACGAUAUCCGCUCUGUGGCUCCCAAUCUAGGCCAGGCCAGGGUGUUGUCCAGGGUGGUGCUCAACUGCAAGACCGGAGCCACUGGUGCUACAGCAGUGCGUGGUCGCUCCAACAGCUUUAGCCACCGCAAUGACCUCUACGCCCAACCUCAAGGUAUAACCAUGGAUCCCAACCUCAUGCAGCAGCCCCCGAGUGCCCUGCAGGCUGUCUCUCCCAGGAUGGGCGAGUUUCUCGGCCGCCGACCAAGCAGCGCUCCUUCUCAGCAUCUCUUAGAAACCACUACUUAUCCAGGAGUACGCCCACUUGGUGGGCUUCCUGUCAGUCCUGGGGCAUACAACACUGCCAUUCCUCAGACGCGACCUUUAACCAUGUACAACGCCCACACUGGUCUGGCAUUGUCGGCCCUCCCUUCGCAGCAUCAACCAGGGGUUCCAGGCACCCCUGGUCCAGCACCGAAAACCUUCUCCGGCACUUACACACCCAUGGAGCUGAUGAAGAGAGCACCCAGUCUGCCUCAUCUACCUCCAACCCAGAGCCCUCACCACAGCCCCCAGCUGUUGCGGAAAGGCGCAGUUCCGGUGGAAAGCGCAGUCAUGCCUGUGGCUACGUCUCUCCAGCCUCAGACCAUGAACCCAAAUAAUAAGAUGACACGACGCACUGGUCCUCCGGUCAUUGUUUCCACCAUGGCCUCACCAGAUACAAGUAUCAGGCCUCAGAUCAUGAACGGACCCUCGUUGCACCCUCGCCCCCUGGUGGCGCUGUUGGACGGCCGUGACUGUACAGUGGAGAUGCCCAUCCUCAAAGACCUGGCAACCGUGGCGUUCUGCGACGCUCAGUCCACACAAGAGAUACACGAAAAGGUGCUGAAUGAGGCCGUUGGCGCAAUGAUGUACCACACCAUCACUCUGACGCGCGAAGACCUGGAGAAGUUUAAAGCUCUGCGCAUCAUCAUCCGCAUCGGCAGCGGCUACGACAACAUCGACAUCAAAGCUGCAGGGGAGCUCGGUAUCGCGGUGUGUAAUAUCCCGUCGGCGGCGGUGGAGGAGACGGCCGACUCCACACUGUGUCACAUCCUGAACCUGUACCGCCGGAACACGUGGCUGUACCAGGCUCUCCGGGAGGGCACGCGGGUCCAGAGCGUGGAGCAGAUCAGAGAGGUGGCGUCAGGAGCCGCGAGAAUCAGAGGGGAAACACUCGGACUCAUCGGCUUCGGGCGCUCUGGGCAGGCGGUGGCGGUCAGGGCGAAGGUGUUUGGCUUCAACGUGAUCUUCUACGACCCGUACCUGCAGGACGGUCUGGAGCGCUCUCUGGGCGUGCAGAGAGUCUACACACUGCAGGACCUGCUCUACCAGAGCGACUGCGUGUCCCUGCACUGCAACCUCAACGAGCACAACCACCACCUGAUCAACGACUUCACCAUCAAACAGAUGCGUCAGGGAGCGUUCCUGGUGAACACGGCUCGAGGGGGGCUGGUGGAUGAGAAGGCUUUGGCUCAGGCUCUGAAAGAGGGGAGGAUACGUGGAGCUGCACUCGACGUUCACGAGACGGAACCGUUCAGUUUUGCGCAGGGUCCACUGAAGGACGCCCCUAAUUUGAUCUGUACGCCGCACACAGCCUGGUACAGUGAGCAGGCCUCUCUGGAAAUGAGAGAAGCAGCUGCCACAGAGAUCCGCAGAGCCAUCACCGGUCGGAUCCCGGACAGUCUAAGAAACUGUGUGAAUAAGGAGUUUUUUGUUACAACAGCGACUUGGGGAGUGAUGGACCAGCCAGGUGUUCACCCUGAGCUUAACGGUGCCGCCUACAGGUUUCCGCCGGGCAUGGUUGGGGUGGCGCCGGGGGGCCUCCCUGGUGCGCUGGAGGGCAUGGUGCCAGGCGGGGUCCCUGUACCCCACUCACUACCAUCAGGAACACACCCCUCCCAGGCCCCCUCCCCCAACCAACCAUCCAAACUUGGAGAGAGCAGAGAACAUCUCACAGAGCAAUAGCACCACACACACACACACACACACACACACACACACACACACACACACACACACACACACUGCUUCCUUUCACACAUAUACAAACACACUCAUGUAGCACAUACACAUAGACAAAUGCACAACCUCUUAAACACACUCUAAUGGAGUGCUGUGCGAAAGUCAGAGACCACCUUUUGUUUAUUUAACAUGCGGUCAAAACAGCCAUUAAAUGCAGUGUAUUUUUCAUGAUUUAGUGUCCACUUUUUACCUCUCUUACCUCCAAAGUUCAGUCUUAGAAGCUGGUUGAUGAUUUUCUGAAGUAAUCAAACACAUUCAGUGGUGUUGAGGUCUGGACUCUGGGGUGGUCAGUCCAUCGUUCAGCUUCUUUGUUUGAUGUGUCCGUCUCCUUUUCUCAGUGAGGUUCUUCUUGAUCAGCUACACAUCCUUUCAGACCCACAGCGCUGAGUCGUCUUCUCACAGUGGAAGGAUGGACAGAAACACCUGUGGAUGUUUUCAGAUCUGAUCAGCUUGAUUUUCUCCUCUCUCUCAGAGAUGAAAGCUUUAAGUGCUGUUUAUCUGAUGGGGGCAGUUUUGGGGUCGACCAGCUCUUCCAGGUGGUUGUUAGGAGCCACAUUUUCUCUGUAGCUGUUAAUCAGUCUGAACUCCAGGGGCCGGAUUCACGAAAAAGUCGGUAACACUUUGCUGUAGGGUGCUGUUCAUAAAGCUACAUGAAACCUACAUAAGCUUGUUGUCAUGACAACUGACAUAACCAUACAUAAAUGUUUAUAAAUGCUUAUUCCAAUAGACAUCAUUCGCUAUAAAGGUUACAUUUACCAAUUUUGAUCCAAGUUAGCUUAAGUAGCCUUUAUGACAGAUGACGUCUAUUGGAAUAAACAUUUAUAAACAUGUAAGUGAGAUUAUGUCAGUUGUCAUGACAAGCUUAUGUAGGUGUCAUGUAGCCUUAUGAACAGCACCCUACAGUAGUGUUACCAAAAUUUCUUAAGAAGACACUUGCGAAGGUUCUUAAGACAAACACAAAGACGUGUUUCUCUAAAGAUAAUUAUUUUCUUAGGAAAAUUGUUUUCUUAUGUCGUCUGUGUUGCAUUUUAGCACAUACCAUAAACAACACGAGAUACAUUUUGAAUUUAUAUGAACUGUUAUUUCUGUUAUUUAGUUUAAUCCACUCAGAGGAGCAAACUGGAGGAAAAAACAAGCAUUUAAACAGUUUUAGCAAACAAAAUCUCUGGUGGAAAAACAGCCAACAGGAAAAAAUCCUCCUGGUAAAAUGCAGUAAUUGUGGGGUGACGGCGGAAAGCGAGAGACGAGGACGAGGAGCAGAUAAAAUGAUUAAUUUAGACGCUCAACUUCUCAACCCUCACAGCCCGAGACAGUGUGAGGCUGUCAUAAGGUUAGGAAAACAUGUAAGAACAUAUUUUCAAGAAAAGAAAAGAAAAUAAUUCUUAAGAAGUUAUUUGAAGAAUAACGUCUUUUUUUUCGUCACUUUUUUAAGAAUUAAGUUAAAAAAACACAUUUAGGGAAAUUUUCUGGUCUCACUUUAUUUAGAUGGUCCACUAUUGAUGCUCUAGAUCUGCUUAAAUCAUUAACAGUCUUCCUGGUGCUCCUCAGUUGAUUAUCAACAGCGUUAAGGUCAGGGUCAGGGUUAGGAGUAGAUGUCGGUUUUGCCCUGAGGUUAAGGUUAGGGUUAGGUUUAGGGUUUAGGGACAGAUUUAAUAAACUCUUUCACACUGAGCUGCAAGUUGUGUUGAAUUUGAUGGGUAUUUAGUUAAAUGUUAUUGAAAGGCUGACUGAGCAUUUAUAAAGCACCUACAGUGGACCGUCCAAAUAAAGUGUCACCAGUUUUCUUUCUUAAGACACUUUCGUGAAUCUGGCCCCAGUUUUGGAAACUUUUUUUUUUAUAAUUCCUUUGUCUUUCUCUUUCCUUAUACAAGUGGAUUAUCUCAGCUAAUCACCUCGGAAACGUCUGAAAAAUGCGUAACUUGUGCUUUAAUAGCCGUUUGGACUUAAAGAAACGGAGGGUGGUCUCUGACUUCUGCACAGCGCUGAAUCUACAUUGUUACAGGUGUAUUGUUCUCUUCCACACACACACAUACAUGCACACUGGCAGCCGUUGGCAUGGCAACAUGUAUCCCAGCAUCUUUUCAGUGAAAACCACCCACCUUCCGGGACCAAGAGACUAUGAUCGCACACACACACACACACACACACACACACACACACACUCACUCUGCAGCUCACUUCUCGGGACUGCUCAACAGAAAACUUUCUAUUCAACUUUUUUUUGUUUGUUUUUGUUUCUCUUGUUCAGUAUAUUUUUUUUAUCCUCUUUGGGAAAACGGAUGUGGCUCGAAUAUAAUUGGAGGAAGCGAAGCGACGCCCUGCCCCCUCCUCUCCUCACGUCUGAUUGGACGACCCACUUUCCCAUCCACUAGCGGGAGAGCUCUGAGAAACUGCUAAGGGGCGAACUGGACCACGUUCCCUUCCAUAAGCCCCGCCCACUUCCUCCCACUGUUAGUUUGAAGUGUUGUUUUUGUUUUUUUUCCUCGUUUUAGGCCCUUUUUCUUUUUCCUUCUCUUCAGUGUGAAAGAAUGAAGCUAAGUAAAGAAGUGGUUAUAAAGUAUAUCUAUAUAUAUAUUUAUCGGACAUCAGAAAAAAAGGAGGAAACAAAAAAAAGAAAGCGAUUGCCCACCAGCAGGUGAUCCACAGAGCGGCCGUUAGCCCUUUCCUGGCCACAUGCAUCCAUCCGUCCAUCAGUUCGUACAGUCUGGCCAAGGACCGUACAUCGAGUUUGCGUGUGUUUUAGCCAAAUUGUUGACCAAAUAAACUGAAUAUCCACUGCUUGAAGGCGACGGACUGUCCGCUGAUACUAACCCACACUAGACGAGCGACUCUUCCAGGUCCUGCUGGACUCAGUUGACCCUGUGGAUACAAAGCAGAGCUGUGGACUCGAAGAAAACAGAAAAACGACUAUUUUUUCCCCGUUUCUUUGUUCGCUGAGGCGGUUUUGAAGCUCGUUCUUCUUCUUUUCUGACUCUGUUCCAGAGCCACAUGUUUAGCUGAUGCUAAAUGCUGAACGCUGCCGGUGAUCGACGCCUGCGUCGACGCCAGGACGGUAAAAUCCACUUCCGCAUCAACGUUGACGUUUUUCAACAACGAAUAAACACAAGGACGUUUCCUCAGCCGAGGCACACUGACUCUGCGGGACUCUUUUCCAGCUCGUGUGGCUGAGUUGACGAUGUUUCAUCCUCAGAUUCUUCAGUUUUGUUUCAGGUUUUUCAGUUUUUUGGGUUUUUUUUGUUGCCGUUGGAAACCAGAACGAACAGGAAAGGGUUAAAGUGUUUAGCGCUAACUUCAUUCCACAAUGACUCAGGAAAAAAAACACACACAAACACUUUUUUGCAUUUUUUUUUUGCUCCGAAAUUUUUGUGUGUGCGAGAAAAAAUGAAAAAAAUAAGAAAAAAAGCAGAGUUAACCUAAAGAGUUGAGGUAGUCUGACUGUUUUCUCUUUCCUCCUCUUUCCUUCUUCCUCCCUCCCUGUUGUGGUAUUUUUAUAAAGCAGACUCUCGCGGUUUUUUUGGUGUUUGGAAAAUAAAAAAAUGAAGUUUUGCAGUCCUGAUAGAUUUGUAUUGCUUAGAUAAAUGUUCCUCUUCCCAUAGUCUGAUGUGACCCUUCCAGCUUUUCUUUCCUCUCUCUCUCUCUCUCUCUCUCUCUCUCUCUCUCUCUCUCUCUCUCUCCCUCCCCUUCUCUCUCUCUCUCUCUCUCUCUCUCUCUCUCCCCUUCUCCUCCUCCUCCUCUGUUCUGUUUGUUCGGAUGAUGAAGGCCAGCUUCUGUGGGCCGUCCUGUUCAGAGUGAGAGCAAAAUCAGAACCACGCUUAGAGCGACACUAGCGGAAAACCAGGCAGCCAGCAGUAUGACUCUUUUCUUUUUUGGUUUUGUUUAUUUGUUUGUUUGUUUUUGUUUUUAGCGUGAGUAUUUGUAUUUGUUUCUUGUACAAGGUGAACAUUUAGCAGUCAGUGCAGUUCAAAAUAAAAGAGACACUUCUGAUCCGA
Molecule: messenger RNA, 8168 nt
Organism: Colossoma macropomum (tambaqui)
Lineage: Eukaryota; Metazoa; Chordata; Actinopteri; Characiformes; Serrasalmidae
Gene: ctbp2l
Product: C-terminal binding protein 2, like
Molecular function (GO): NAD binding; oxidoreductase activity, acting on the CH-OH group of donors, NAD or NADP as acceptor; transcription corepressor activity
Source: RefSeq, a predicted model, not a curated record